GUUUCUUUUCCAUAACCACACAUAAUCAUAAAUAAACAAAACCAAUGUCUUCUUCAUGGAAAGAACUAGAAAAAUUUCGAAUUCCUCUUGAAGAAAUCAGCAUGGCCACAAAACAAUUCAAUCCAGAAAAUCAAAUUGGCAAUGGUGGAUUUGGGACCGUAUACAAAGGUAAACUCUCAGAAAAAUGGGCAAAAGGUGAUGUAGCCUUCAAAUGUCUUGAUCGGCAGAGUUAUCAAGGAAGCCACGAGUUCUAUAAUGAAGUCAUGAUAGUUUCCAGGUUCAAAGAUUCUAACAUCAUUUCUUUCAUUGGUUAUUGUGAUGAAGACAACAAGAUGAUUAUAGUUUAUGAAUAUGCUAACCAAGGAAGCCUUGAUUCUCAUCUUGUACGCCCAGAUUUGAAGCGUAGAUUAACAUGGGCAAAACGGUUAAAUAUUUGCUUAGGGGCAGCAACCGGACUCACGAACCUUCACUCUAAUCUCCAGAAUCAAGAAACUGUAAUUCACAGAGAUGUGAAGAGUGCAAAUAUAUUGUUAGAUGAAGAUCUGAAUGCAAAAAUUUGUGAUUUUGGUUUGUCAAAAUUUGGUCCAAAAGAUUCUACAUAUACACAAAUCUUUACAAGGCCUGCUGGAACAAACUUUUACAUAGAUCCUUAUUACAACGCAACACAUCGGCUCUCGGGAAAAGCAGACGUGUACUCAUUUGGAGUGGUUUUGUUUGAAAUGUUGAGGGGGACUUUGGCUUAUCUUGCAUUGCCUGAUGAAGAUAAUAAGAAUGAAUAUCUGAUUGGCCAAGUGUGGAGACUCUAUGACAAACAUCCGAAGAAGUUAAUUGAUCCCUUUUUAAGCAGUGGCAUUGAUGAAAAGUCUUUUGAAAAAUUCAAAGAAGUUGCAUUUGAUUGCAUUCAGGUUGAUGCUGAAAAUCGCCCUUCGAUGAGUGUGGUCAUGCAGAAGCUUCAAUUAGCGGUGAAAUUUCAUAAGGAGAAGAAGAAGAAUUCUGCUGUUGUGACUACUGAAGCAGUGGUGAAAUUCCUACAAAUCCACAAAUUAUACCCUGAGUUACGACCUUACGAAGAUCAAAUUGAAUAUAGAAUGAACACAUUUUUCAAACAGAAGAUGCUCAUUGAAGAGCAUGAAUGCCAUCUUGAAGAAUUUGCACAAGGUUAUUUGAAAUUUGGGCUUAAUAGAGAACAAGGGGGCAUUGUCUAUCGUGAAUGGGCACCAGCUGCGGCGGAGGCAUAUCUGUUUGGAGACUUUAAUGGGUGGAAUAGAUGGAGCCACAAGAUGGAAAGACAUAUGUUUGGAGUAUGGAGCAUCAAAAUUCCUGAUGUCAAUGGGGUUUCAGUCAUUCCUCAUAAUACAAAGGUUAAAUUCACAUUCAAGCACCAUCAGAACGGAGGUUGGAUUGACCGGGUGCCAGCUUGGAUUAACUUCACAAAACCUGCUUCCACUUCUGGUUUGGACGGCGUUUACAGGGACCCACAGGACCCAGGAAGGUAUGAAUUUGAAAACAGUCGUCCAUCAAAACCCAACGCAAGCCACAUAUAUACAGUUCAUUUUGGGAUGAGUAGUAGUUUAGAACCCGGAGUGAAGUCAUACCGAGAACCCAGAGUGAAGUCAUACAGAGAAUUUGCAGACAAUAUUUUACCUCGGGUUAAGGACAACAAAUAUAACACCAUCCUAAUGAAGGGGGUAAUGGAGCAUUCUCAUUACGGAUCAUUCGGCUACUAUGUUACCAACUUUUUUGCUGUGAGUAGUAUCUCAGGAACACCAGAAGACCUAAAAUACUUAAUAGAUAAAGCACAUGGAUUUGGUUUACGUGUUUUGAUGGAUGUUGUUCAUAGCCAUGUAAGUUCGGAUGAUGUAUACGGGCUCUAUGGAUUUCAUGUUGGCCAAGCCACACAGGACUCUUACUUCCAGAAUUCAUGCCAUGAUGAUCGUAGGUUUUUCAAUUAUUCGAAUUGGGAGGUUCUUCGUUUCCUUUUAUCUAAUUUGAGGUGGUGGCUUGAGGAGUUCAUGUUUGAUGGCUUUCGCUUCCAUGGGAUAACCUCCAUGUUAUAUCAUCACCAUGGAAUCGAGUUUGCAUUUACGGGAAAGUACAAUGAGUACUUCGGUGAUUCGAUAAAUGUUGAUGCUAUAGUUUAUAUGAUGCUUGCAAAUUUUUUGAUUCAUAAGUUAUUGCCUGAUGCAACUGUGAUUGCUGAUGAUGUUUCGGGAAUGCCUGGUCUUUGUGUGCCUGUGGAGGAGGGUGGGAUCGGGUUUGAUUUUGGGUAGUUGUGACCAUUUCGGAUGAAUGGAAGGUAGAAAUGAGGCUCAAGGUAUUGAUUUUCAUAUAGUAACUUUGAUUUAAUAGUUGUAAUAAGUGAUCAUUAAGUUUCUGGAUUGGAUAUGAUUCACGAAAAUAUAGGUGAUUGCGCUAUAGAAUAUAAAUCUUAUUUUUUGCUGCUG
Molecule: messenger RNA, 2444 nt
Organism: Lactuca virosa
Lineage: Eukaryota; Viridiplantae; Streptophyta; Magnoliopsida; Asterales; Asteraceae
Source: the annotation of a GenBank genome assembly